Messenger RNA from Tetranychus urticae (two-spotted spider mite), 1631 nucleotides. Lineage: Eukaryota; Metazoa; Arthropoda; Arachnida; Trombidiformes; Tetranychidae. The record is from RefSeq and is a predicted model, not a curated record.
UUGGUGAACAUUUUGACUACUGUGGGUUCGGUGUUCUUCUUAUGGCAAUUGAACAGGACGUUUACAGCUGAUUUCCGUUUCCAUUUUGGUAGUUGCUUCUUCUUUUCCCGCAGCGGAAAAACUUGCAACAAAGCUGCUACAGAUGAUUACAAUGCAAGGAUUCUCGAAACUAAAGUUACCUCUCUUAUGAUUGCUGACCAUUGCCACUCAAUCAUGAAACCUGGUCACAUUACUUACCCCACUCUAGCUCAAAUAAAAAAUCAGAUGAACAAAAAUUUCGAUGAGAUGCUUGAAUUGUCAACGAGUCCAUUCAAUGGACUCAAAGUUGUUAAAUUGUGCUCAAAUCGUAGUCUAUCUGGUGACCAAAUCUUGAUUGAAAUAGGACAAUUGAUGAAUGAAAGUCAUGAUAGCUGUUCAAAUCUGUAUGAAUGCAGUUGCCCAGAAGUGGAUACAUUGGUUGCUCAUGCUAAUUCAUUUGGUUCACUCAUUGGAUCAAGAAUGACUAGAGCUGGGUUGGGUGGUGUUGUCUCACUGGUACCAGAGUAACUGUCCUCUCAAUUUCACGAAUUAAUGGCCCAGAUAUCAUUAUUCACAGGUGUUAGUCUGCCUAGUCAAGGAAAAAUCAUCUAUAUCUAACCUUAAACCCCAAUUAAAGUCUUAAAUUUCGAAACCCUAGCAGUCUGUUUCUUGAUUGGUUGAUUUUUUAAAGCAAUAGUUGCGCGCGUUUUGUCGGUUGAGUCUCACUGUUGCCACUUUUUUGUUUUCUUUUGUGCAUUGCUAUUUUAAACAAUCGUGUGGAAAGUUACUUUCUUUAUUGUUCUUUACUUUUUUUGUUUGGCCUAACAAUUAAACAAGCUUAAAAACAUCGUUUGUUGCUCAUUUUUGUUGUCCAUUCACCUGUUACUCCACAUUAGAAAUAACCAAUCCACAUUUUAAGUAUUGUUGCACAUUUACUUAAUUAAAAUGAGUUCUGGCUCCAAAUUUAUUGUUGACUGGUUGAUUUUUGCGAGUGAUGGCCUCGAGGACAAUAAUGAUAAUCCAAAGGAUAGGAGAAGACAUAAAAACAAUAAUCAUCGCAAAGGUAGCAAUCUCAAAAACAAGAGAAUCAAAAUCAGAAAUGGCAAUGUGCCCGAAGCACGAGAUGAGAACAAGGAUGCUCCACAAUUUGAUCAGCAGCUUUCUCUUUAUGUAGACAAUUAUGAAGGUACCAACUUUGAAAAGGGCAAGUAUUGAUGUUGCCACAAUUAUGAUGAUUUUACGUUGACUGUAUUGCCGUUGGACUGGUUCUAUGUCAUGAGCCAACAAAUAAGACUCUGUUUGAAUGAUUGAUAUAGAAUGUCCUUUGGUCAUCACGAUAUCUUGGUUUCACCUAAUGGAUAGAAAAAUAUUUUUUAACCUAAAUAAUUUUCAUUGAACUAGCCCCUUUUUUGUAUUUAAUCAUCGGUCAAGUAAUUUCAUCAAAUUUUGUAUUAUCUUCUACCUCAAUGAUAAACCCUUCAUUUCCAUUAAUCCUAUUUCAAUAAUUUUCCUCUCAAUCCACAAUUUCAAAUGUAUCUUGAAAGAAUGCAUUUCACAACAUGUAACCUAAAUAACAAAAUGUUAAAGUAAACAUUUCAUGAUAAAUCCUUGAA